AUGUUCCCACGCCUCAUCCGGACCUCCGGAUCCCCUGUCCAUGUCCUUUAUCUGUUCAGAUGUCUAUACGCCCGAAUCCCUGUACCUUUGCAUAUCCACACAUCCGGAUCCGAUAUCUGGACACCUGAUUUCAUAUCCACUUCUCAGGAUCUCCGGAUCCAACCUAUGCUUCAUAUCCGAACCCAAACCUUAAAUCAGUGCUCAUCCCCUUAUGGUAAUCACCUGUUUCCGGACCCGGACCAAUCACGCCCUCAUAUCCAAACAUCUCCGGACAUCCAGAUCCGACCUGCGUCUAUCUUCCAUGCCUUUUCCCUUUGCCUAGGGAGGAAUUCCCUAGGCCAGAGCUCCGCUCCUCCGCUCCUCCGCUCCUCCGCUCCUCCGCUCCUCCGCUCCUCCGCUCCUCCGCUCCUCCGCUCCUCCGCUCCUCCAAUCCUCCAAUCCUCCAUUCCUCCGAGUUUCCGGAAGUUCCUCCGGAACUUUCCCGCAGUCCUCCGGACCCAUUCUGCUUCGGACUUUGUCCCUGCAGCCUUUCCUCUGACGAAACCUCGUUGUAAUUUCCGGAAGUUCCUCCGGAACUUUCCUGCACCCCUCCGGAAGUUUCUCACACUCAUCCAGAUCCGGAUAGUCCUUCCAGACUUCCUCCGGAUGUCAUCUGCAAUUAAGGGCACAUACUCGGGUAAGGGGCGCAGCGCACGAGCUGAAGCCAAGCCCCUCGGAAUCAGUCCUACCCUUUGUGCACGGUCUUAA
Messenger RNA from Suillus discolor, 747 nucleotides. RefSeq lists its product as uncharacterized. The transcript is spliced from 3 exons. Lineage: Eukaryota; Fungi; Basidiomycota; Agaricomycetes; Boletales; Suillaceae. The coding region runs from base 1 to 747 and encodes 248 amino acids. The record is from RefSeq and is a predicted model, not a curated record.